AUGGCCGCUCCAGGCCAGUACUCCUCGAUCAAAACCAACGUUGGUAGAACAGUAACAAAGAAGUGGAAGAAUGCAAAUAAAAUAAGCUAUGAUGGCGACGAUUGGGGGGACGAAGAUGAAUAUGAGGAACCUGUCCCCGUUUCUGCAGGCAAUCCAAGGCAUCCUGCCUGGGGACAACAGCCAAACAUACACCCUUCAAAUCGAAGCGUGACCAAUCCCUCUCCUUCGCGCGGCGGUGGACGACUGUCAUUUGAUCGCGACGACGAGAGACGGACGUUCUCCUCGGGUGCGUUUGAGUCAGCAUACCCUACCACGCAAAGGUCGCCUUUUCCUGAGCCCCAGCAUGAUUAUGAGGAUACUCCAUUCCCAAACUAUAAUGGACCUCCGCCUCUGCGAGUUGAUACACAUGGACAAGGUCCGAUGCCCCCGGGGUUUCGACCAGGCUCAAGAGGGCGUAACUUUCAGCCGUAUGAAGAGGCUCCCUUUUCUGCGCCGGGCACUUAUCCACCUUCACAAAGGUCUGGUUCGAGCAAUCGACCUCCGCCUAUCGACCCAUAUCAAAGACACGACAGUCCCAUGAGACCAGGCAGUCGAGGGUCAACGACAUCAAGUAGACAAUUUCCACCUCGGAAGCAGAGCUUAACACAGCAAGCUCCUCCUUCGCUUGAUCACUUGCGGCCCAAUCAACCAGUCAAUGCCCCGACUUCAGAUGCGGUAGAGCCUGAUGACAGUAGACCUAUACCAGUCUUUGUUCGACCCUCAGACAUUUACAAGCGCAUGGAAGAAGAGAAGGAGAAAGCACGCAAAUCGCAGGACUCUUCCCACCGUCCGAGUAUUGAUGCCACUACCGGCCCAGUAAGAGGCGAGUUUGUUGAUGCGCCACCUCCACGUCUCGACUUUCAAGCCCGCACGACCGGCGCUGCCCAGACACCAGUCGAGGAAAUAGACAAUAAGCGUCGCCUGAAACCGAACACUCUUGACACAGUCCCGGAAAGGAAGAGUGAGUACGGCUUCGACAAUCUGAUGAGUCAAGCCGACAAACCUCAAUCUCCUGCGACUGAUUCACCGAUUACUUCCGCACAGCCUAAAGAGACUCCAGCUGUCGGUGUUACGAGACGACCAACUGACGCCUCAUCGGUCUCAAACUACACGGACCGACCAGACCCGAUUUCGGCGUCAACAAUCUCGCGCAACGUCUCCGUAGGCGAGCGCGCAUUCGAGCACAUACCUCAAGACCAUUCUCGCCCAACUUUCGAUCUUCCUCCCAUAAAUCGAAUUUCUGAUUUUGGCAUAGACCUUAGUCCACAGAGUGCCGAUAGCCAUGGAGUUGCUUCUGGUAGAACUGAGCCUACGACAGGCCUGCAGUCACCGAACUCAAAUGCUUCGCAGACCGUUGAGCCGCAUUCUUUGCAGCAUCAACCCUCACUUGGCUACAGAUCCAUGGUCCAACAAGCAUUCGAACAGAGUGAGAGUCAACCCGAACUUUCCCCAACGUCGGCUUCGGACACUAUCGACCGGUCAAACAGCGAUGCAACUACGGAUAUUAGUCCGAUCAUUACACGUCAGAACUUACCCAUUGCCAACCCUCACGUAGUUCCUCCAUUAGUCGGUGGAGGGGCACAUGGCCAUUCACGACAGACAUCGGAUGUAACUGUCAAAGCAUAUGAACCUGGCUCACCUGAUAUCGAUCUAGCUUCUCCUGGGCCUGUGCGUACAGGUUAUCGCAGGGAUAUUACUCCCCCGAGCCGAGACAACAGCCCGGCGAGAAGACCGUUGAGUAUCGAGCGCUCUACCCCCAUUCAGCCACAGCAAGGGUUCGUCGAAAGUGUACGCGAAAAAGACGUUGUUCCAGACGAUGCGAAACGGGCGAGUUCGCCACCCGAGAAACCCCUCCCACAACCGCCUGCGACUCAAGAAGCUAUCAGGGACACUGAUUCUCCGAUCCCUGAGCGCACAACGUCAGAUGAAUGGCAGGAAUGGCAGGCUCAUAAGAAACAGUUCAACCAGCAAGCUGGCUUUCCUGACAGCGGGCCGGCCACUCCGUACGCACCUUCGCCGCUGCAACGCUCAGAAACACCUGCCAAGGGUACUGUGAGAGAUUUGGCCGAGAGACUAGAAACUCAGUCAGGAAGAUCGACCCCAAGCAAUACUGGCUCUCAGGUAACAUCACCUGUGACUGAACAGACACGACCCUCCGUUCAAUCUCGAAACGAGAGCUUCCGACCUCCGAUUCCUGGAGGCUGGCAGUCGUUUACCUCAACCGCUGGAGCUGAUCAGUCGGCCCCCCGCAUAGAUGGGCCCUCGUCUGGAGAUGCUCCCUCUCAUACCGAUCCACCGUUCGUACCAUCACGAAUGGACAGCACUGAUAGCAUACCUACCGCUAAAGCUCCCGCUAAUCGUUCUGACGAAGACGGUGGAAUCAAGGGCAAAGCAUUCGCUGCAGCCGCUUCUGCUGGCACUGCUUUAGCUCAUUCUCUUGCUGGUCGUAGGCUCAGUGAACGCACAGAAGACUCGAAAGCUCCUUCAGAAGAGUCGAGCGAGAAUGAAUGGGACGCCUCAAGCACCGAUAGCAAAGCUGAAUCGAAGAUCGUUGAUGGCUCUUUGGAACCAGCUAUUGACCAAUCUCCAGAGCAUGAGACCCCCAAAGCUCCUAGAAUAUCUCCAGAUAAGCCUUCAUCUUCCCCUGAGCCUUCGAAAGAGGAGAACUCCAGCGAUGCUGAAGUCGUGGAGCCCGAAGACAGCUACGUGCCAGCACCUCUGCGUACGAGUCGGAACCUUUCUGACUCCUCAAACCCUAGACCAAGAGUGCCUGGUCUGGUGUUGCAUCAAGAAUCGCCCACAACAGCUGACAACGAACGGUUGGAAGAGGAAAUCGCAAAGAGCUUGACCCCUAAGAGUUCAGCAUAUUAUGGAGAAGUGACAGCUCAAGACAACGGUGCCAGUGCCAUGAGAUCGACAAGUUCAGACUCAACGCCGUUGAAAUCAGCCGCAGAUCCAUCCACAAGCGCAGCUUAUGGUUCUCAAAACCUGUCUACUCUAGCGAAUAUUGGAUCAUCAUUGGCAGGUGCAAUUGCGCCUGCGCCAAUCGGAGAGCCCUCCUCAGGCAGACCAUCACCUUUACUGUCGCCGGUCUCAACCCAAGCUAUGAAACGCCAUUCUCCCAGUCCGGAACUCCCAUCAGAACCGGGGCUGGAUCAACGUUUCCAGCAAGACUCGAGAAUGCCUUCGGAAGAAACGCCAGAGCAAUUGCACGUGUCAAAAUCGGCACAACUAGAUCGAACCAGACCCUCAGGCUUUGAUGCAUCGCAAUCACUUUGGAGUGGCUCACCUUCACAGCAAGCAGAUCCUAUUGCCACAUCGGUGUCAGUGCCCCACGCAGAGCCCGAAAGCCAGCCUAGGCCAGACUCCCAAGCAAUUCCUCAUUCGCAAUCUGCACCUCCACAACAGCCAAACGAGGUCGGGCAUAGCAUGCAGAAAGAUACCAUCGGCGAAGCGGGCUCCCAGGCUUUGCAGCCUGAUAUGUUGGACCGGACUCUACCUCAGCAUGCAGUCCAAGAAGCCUCUUCUGAGCCUAGACCUUUUCUCAAGCAGCGGUUUUCGUGGGAGACAGGUAGCGAAGAAACUCCUACAGCGGUAACCCCCAAGCAAUCGGCUGCGACGCUUUCGACCACUUCACCAGCUACUAUCAAAACCGAAUUACCACCGCCCUCUGGUGCCGCAGAAGCUUCUCGGCGCGGAUCAACCGAGGAGGCUGGUCCUGGUUCCCACACUGUUACUCUGCAAGACUCAGACAGCAAAGUACAAUCUCCUCUGCCAAUGGAGCCAAGCACGCUUCAGGCCACGAUGCACUCACCACCCAUCGGCUCUCGUCCUAGCGAGACGUUCAACACUCGACCAUCUCAGACCCAACUCUCAGCUAAAGCACCGGGGUCAACAACAGUGUCCCUCCGUGAUAUCAUGAGCCUUGAGUCCCCUCAAGCACGCAUCAAGGCCUACGGUGAAACCAGGACCGCGUAUGCUACUUCUGAUGGUCAACUAGAGAACUGGCUGCUAUCAAUGCAAAAUCCGGAGCAUGCAGAAAUUUUCGCGAUGAGUGGGCGGGAAUUCCAGGACGCUAGUGAAGCGAUGUCCUACAAACCAUUCCCCAGAAGAAUCUUGACAGACUCUGCUGGAGCCAGACACAUGCAAGAGGACGGCAAGAGGUUGAUGAUAAAAGCGGGAAAGUUUGGUGGGAAAGCAGGAAUUGCCGCCAAGGGCUUGUUUGCAAAAGGGAAAGAGAAGAUGCGCCAUGUCAGCCAUGGAGAAAAGGUACCUUAG
Exophiala spinifera is the source of this 4317-nucleotide messenger RNA. RefSeq lists its product as uncharacterized. The coding region runs from base 1 to 4317 and encodes 1438 amino acids. The transcript has a single exon. Lineage: Eukaryota; Fungi; Ascomycota; Eurotiomycetes; Chaetothyriales; Herpotrichiellaceae. The record is from RefSeq and is a predicted model, not a curated record.